Messenger RNA from Macrosteles quadrilineatus (aster leafhopper), 3741 nucleotides. RefSeq lists its product as uncharacterized. The transcript has a single exon. Lineage: Eukaryota; Metazoa; Arthropoda; Insecta; Hemiptera; Cicadellidae. The record is from RefSeq and is a predicted model, not a curated record. Bases 1 to 3741 code for a protein of 1246 amino acids.
AUGUCAAUAAGGAGAUCAGAGAGGGAAAGACACCCUCCAGACAGAUAUACUCCAGCAAUUGGGAAUAACAACGACAAAACUGUUAAUCCAAAGCCAAGUAAUGACCAACCAUCAGUAUCUGCCAAAUCUAGUACUUCUUCUAGUAGACGACGAUUAAUGGAAGUGGAGUUGAAGAAGCUGGAAGAAAUACAGAGAUUGGAAAGAGCCCAUGAGGAAAGAGAAAUGGAGCGACAACGACAAGUUGAAGAAAUGGAGCGACAACGACGAAUGGAAGCUAGAGAACUAGAACGACAGAAGCAACUGCUGACAGCGAGAGCUGAGCUUGAGUCUGCUUCAGUGUGUGGCAGUCAACAGUCAAGCCGCCCUAGUAAUCGAUCUGAAACCAAGGUAGGACUUAGCAUAAAUCUUGAUGAUGAGGAAGAACCGCAAAGCAAGGUUGAAAGGUGGUUGAAUGAAAAAGAACCGACAGUUCUUAAGUCCUCAUCAGCCAUCAUGACCUCAGCCGUGCAAAAGCUUGCGGAUACCUUCCAAAAAGCUAUACAGCCUGUUUCAUUUCGUCAAAAACUUCCAAGUUUCAGUGGCAAGCCUGAUGAAUGGCCGAUAUUUUUUUCGGCGUAUGAAAAACCUGCCUAUCUUUUUAGUGAGGAUGACAACCUCAUAAGAGUAAGGAAUUGCCUAGAGGGAGAAGCAUUUAGAAUGGUUAAGCCUCUUUUUGUCUCAAGUCAAAAUCUUAAGUCAAUUAUCAAGACCUUACAGAUGCGUUUUGGUAGACCAGAACUCAUUUUAGAGUCAAUGUUAAAAAAGACUCGUAGGCUACCUUCUGUCAAGGAAGACGACACUACAAGUCUUGUUGAGUUUUCGACAAAUAUUUUGAAUUUUACUGCUACAGCAGAGUCAUUACAUCUAGAAAAUUAUGUAUUAAAUCCUUACUUACUAAAUGAAUGUCUCAACAAACUUCCCUAUAGUUUAAAAUACAGGUGGGCUGAACAUGUAAGUAAUAAUGCUCUAAGCAGUCCCGACUUGAAGGAGUUUUCCACUUGGUUGGAAAAACAAUGCUCAAUCCUGAGUAUUUACUUUCGUCCUACAGAAGAGAAACUCUGGCAGAAGAAAACUGACAUAAAGCCGGUUUAUACCAGUUCUACCGAAGACAAACAGUUUAACUGUAUGUUUUGUCUCGACAGCCACGAAAGUGAACGAUGUGGAGUUUUCAGGAAGGCAGAUGUAUCGCAGAGAUGGAAAAUGAUUGUCGAAAAGAAACUAUGUUUCUUCUGCUUUCGACAUCACCAGCUCCAAAAAUGUAAAGUAAAAAAGGUUUGUGGGAUAAAUGGGUGCAGGUUGUUUCACCAUCGUCUUCUCCAUACUGACAAAAUUGAGAGGUUUCCCAAACAGGACAGCGAACCACAAAAUAAAGAAAUUAUUAGCAGUCAUGUUGUUAAUAACCGUGUUCUACUAAGAGUAUGUCCAGUGACAUUAUAUGGCCCAAGUUGUCAGAUCGACACUUACGCACUCUUAGAUGACGGGUCAACAGUAUCCUUGUUGGAUUCAGCUACAGCCGAUAAAUUAGGCGUCAACGGUAGUAUUGAACCCCUCACGACUUGCUGGUCCAAUGCAACCCAACAUUUCGACCCAACAUCCAUGACUGUGAAAGUUAAAAUUAAAGGGUUAUAUGAGGACGAAGUAUUUACAUUAAACAAUGUACGAACCCAGUCACCAUUGGACUUACCAAAACAAAUGGUGGAUACUGUCAAACUGAAAAAGAAGUGGUCUCACUUACGGUCAAUUGGUCAACCUUUACCGUCAGCAAAUUUGAAACCUACAAUACUUAUAGGUCAAGACAACUGUGACCUUAUUCUAGCAAGGAAAAUAAUUGAAGGUCCUCCCAACUCUCCAGUCUUGUCUUGGAGCCGUUUAGGCUGGACAUUGCACGGUAAAUGUCAUGAACACAUUGGGCGAGUAGAUAGUCAAUUCACUUUAACGUCUUUUGAAAGUGAAAAACUUCAUGAUAUUAUCAAAGAUUCUUUUGAAAUCGAGAAUUAUGGCGUGUCCCUAGUAGAAGAUGACAAUGUGAAAUCAGUUGAAGACGAAAAAGCCCUCAAGAUUUUAGAAGAUACUACCAAAAAAGUAGGGGAUAGGUAUGAAUCCGGCCUACUAUGGAAGUCAGAAGACUUUAAAUGUCCACCGAGCUAUGAAAAUGCGCUGAAAAGGCUUAAGGGUAUUGAAAGGAAGAUGGCAAGAGACGAAAACUUUCAUAACAAAUACAAAGCCAAGAUCACUGACUAUGAAGAAAAAGGUUACAUCAGAAAACUACGUGAUGACGAAGCUAAUGUUAUAAAUGACCGGACUUAUUAUCUGCCUCAUUUUGGGGUAAUAAAUCCAAACAAACCUGACAAACUAAGGUUAGUAUUUGACGCAGCUGCUAAAGCGAAUGGUGUGUCAUUCAAUGAUGGUUUGCUUAGUGGUCCUGACCUUUUGAACCCUCUGCCAGCAGUACUUCUCAAAUUCAGAUUAAGAAAAUUUGCGAUCGCAGGUGACAUACAAGAAAUGUUUCAUCAAGUACGUAUCAGAAAAGAAGAUGUCGAUUCGCAAAGGUUUCUAUGGAGAGAAGAUCCGAACAACAAACCAGAUACCUAUAUCAUGGAAGCAAUGAUAUUUGGAUCAACGUGUUCCCCGAGUACUGCCUUGUAUGUAGUAAACAGCAACGCCAAGAGGUUUCUACAAAUUUACCCAGAAGCAAGUAAAGCGAUCCUCUGCAGUGAAUACAUGGACGAUCUACUAGACUCUACUGAUACAGAAGAAGAAGCUAGAAUUCGAAUACAACAGAUAACAGAAAUUCACAAGUCCGGAGGUUUUAAAAUCUGUAACUGGUUGUCAAAUUCAAAAGAAAUUUUACUUGAAAUACCGGAAGAUUUGAAGACAAACUCUACAAAACAACUGCAACCUGAAAGUCGUCUACCUACAGAACGUAUCCUCGGAAUGUGGUGGGAUGCUGAAACUGACCACUUUUCAUUUCACCGGAACGCCGAAAAGGUACAGUUAGUUGAAACAAGGUAUCCGACCAAACGAGAAGUUUUAAGAGGAGCUAUGUCCAUUUUUGAUCCAUUGGGAUUAGUUGUACCUACUACUAUAAAAGGGAGAAUGCUUGUUCAGGACAUUUGGCGAACAAACAUAACGUGGGACGAAGUUCUUUCGAUAGAACUUAGUAAAAAAUGGCAAGACUGGCUACAAGAAGUAAAAUGUCUGCAGAGCUUCACCAUACCUCGAUGCUAUUUUAACGUCAAAACAAUUGAAGAAGUUGAACUCCAUACGUUUGUUGAUGCUAGUGAAGAGGCCUAUGCAGCAGUUUCAUAUCUACGCCAUGGAUGUGCCAGAGGUACUUACAAGACCAUGCUUGUUAUGGCACGUGCCAAAGUAGCACCACUCAAACAAACAACCAUUCCCCGACUAGAACUCCAAGCAGCUGUUCUUGGAUGCAGAAUAGCUUGUAGCAUCAUAAAAGACAUUGACUUAACUAUUUCUCGUCAGAUAUUUUGGUCAGAUUCUGUAACAGUUUUGCACUGGCUGAAAUCCGACCCUAGACAAUUCAAACAGUAUGUUUCCAAUAGAAUUGGAGAAAUUCAAGAUUUGUCUAAACCUGAAGAAUGGAGAUGGGUUCCAUCAAAACAGAAUCCGGCAGAUGCUGCAACUAGAAGUAACAAAAAGUUUACAUCAGCCAUGCAUUCUGAAUGGAUUCACGGACCAUAA